GUAGCGGAGACCGAUUUGCGCCUGGCGUAGCGUCGCCGGCUCGGCGUGAGGAAACGCAACGUGCUAGCGGGCGCUCGCGUCGGACGUCGGAGUAUAACAGAGCCUUCACAUGCGGCAUGUGCCUGGCGCGGCGACGGAUGAGGACCACUGUGGUGGCCUUUUUGAACACAACUGAAACAAUAUAUGUAUAUUCAACAACUGACCCUAGUUGCAUAUAUGACUAUGACAACGAGGAAGAGGGGAGGCCCUCAUGUAUGCAAUAUCGACCAAAAGUUGAAGGAGAUGACAAAUAUGUUUUCAACAUGUCGUAUAUAUUGAUCUCUACGUGGCACACCAAAAUAUUUUGCGUAGAACUGGGAGAGACAAGAGUUCUCGGGACGCCCUAUAUGAUGGGAGAGUGGCAGGAAGGUGAACUAAAAGAACUUCGUUUGGACGUCUAUGACAAGAAAUUUGGAUGCGCUCUCUUCUUUUACAUACAGUCUAACGGGAAAAUAUCACAUAAAUAUUGUGAAAUACAUGUGCAAGAUGCUGAAGUGGAAUCAUACCACAACAAAACAGAUGACAUCUGCAGACAGCGGGCAAAGAGAAUCUGCAAGGACCAGCUGCUUUAUACCAUCUACUCAGUGAACUGCAACCCCAUUGUUACAGUGGCAGCAGUCAUCAUUUGAAAUAAAGCUGUAGACAA
Molecule: messenger RNA, 685 nt
Organism: Rhipicephalus sanguineus (brown dog tick)
Lineage: Eukaryota; Metazoa; Arthropoda; Arachnida; Ixodida; Ixodidae
Exons: 5
Coding region: 117-668 (183 amino acids)
Source: RefSeq, a predicted model, not a curated record